CCAUGCAGAACAAUGGGUUCUGCCCCAGUGAGCACCAGCCUUGGCUCCAAGAGGAGUGGGGACGGCCCCGCCUGGGGGGCCAGCAACGGGGACCCCCAAGAUCCCUGGGGGAUCCAGGCUGCUCUGACCUGGCAGAGGUUUUGCAUGGAGAGUCUAAGGCUCCGAUGUGUACCCCAGGCAUGCUGACAAAACACCUGCUCUGCACUCUUUCAAGUGCAUGCCAUGCUUUCGUGACUAGGCUACAGACCCACCUGAGUCACUAAAUUCACCCUUUCACCAUCUGUUCUUUCCAUCAAAUACAGGUAUUAAAAGUAUUCUGAGUUUUUAUCUCAUUUAAAAAGACAUGGGUGGCUCAGUCGAUUAAGCAUCUGCCUUCAGCUCAGGUUAUGAUCCUGGGGUCCCGCGAUCGAUCCCGCCUGCUUCUCCCUCUGCUCCUACCCCCGCUUGUCCGCUCUCUCUCUCUCUCUCUCUCUCUCUGACAAAUAAGUAAGAUCUUAAAAAUAAAAAUAGAGCUCUUGACACAGGACCAGAGCAUGGGGAUCCAGCUAGAUGGGAUGGCAGGCACAGGGGACCUUCCUAAAGGAAAGGAUCAGAAACAUUCACAAAGGAAACGAACCAUGUUCACUGAGAAACAACUGGCAGAUUUAGAAUUCUUGUUCAGCAAGAACCCAUACCCCGCUCCCAGCCUUCAGAAAGAAAUGGCCUCGAAACUGGAGAUACAUCCCACCGUACUGCAGGUUUGGUUCAAGAACCACAGAGCAAAAGUCAAGAAAGCCAAACAACAGCAAUUAGCUGGGGUGGAAGUCAAGACCAGCUCUUCCAAGAGACACACGGAUGCCGCUCCAGGAGCCCCCGAUGGUGCCUACCCUGCUUCCCUAGUUUAUACAGAUCACCCCAUACCUUCCUUCCAACUCAGCAUAUGCUCCAAUUUUAAGGCUCUCUCAGACCAUCCUUCUGGCCACAAAAUAGUCCAUUUCGGCUGCUGCCGAGAUCCUAACAUCUACUCCCUAUGUCCCAUUACGGAAUCCCAAAUUCUUUCCACAAGCUUCACUGCUAAUUCUUUGGGUUUUUCAUCUCCACAAAGAACUUAG
Molecule: messenger RNA, 1091 nt
Organism: Callorhinus ursinus (northern fur seal)
Lineage: Eukaryota; Metazoa; Chordata; Mammalia; Carnivora; Otariidae
Product: divergent paired-related homeobox-like
Biological process (GO): regulation of transcription by RNA polymerase II
Cellular component (GO): nucleus
Molecular function (GO): DNA-binding transcription factor activity, RNA polymerase II-specific; RNA polymerase II cis-regulatory region sequence-specific DNA binding
Source: RefSeq, a predicted model, not a curated record